This is a messenger RNA of Leptonychotes weddellii (Weddell seal), 1464 nucleotides long. The record is from RefSeq and is a predicted model, not a curated record. NCBI's taxonomy places the organism in Eukaryota, Metazoa, Chordata, Mammalia, Carnivora, Phocidae.
GAUUAUUCCUUCUUUCCUCUUCAGGGGUGACCGUUAAGAAUCUUCAGGCCUUCCAAGUCCUACAGAAUGUUUUCCACAAAGCCAGCAACCCCGUCCUCUGCACCAAAGUCCUGGCAGCCAUCAGGACCAUGUGGGCCUGGAAUGCCCGCAACUUCUUCCUGCUAGAGUGGACCCUGCAGCCCAUCUCGCAGUUUGUGGAGAUCAUGCCCCUGAAGGCAGCCCCAGUGCAGAAGCACUUCUUCCAGCUGCUGGAGGCCCUGGUGUUCGAGCUGCAUUAUGUGCCCCACGAGAUCCUGCGGAAGGUGCAGUGCCUGAUCAAGGAGAGCCCUGAGUCGCCCUGCACCCUUGUGGCCCUGCAGAGUGUCCUCAGGAUAGUCGGCAGGGACCUCCUCUUCACUGACAUCUUCCGGGACUCCGGUCUCCUGGGCCUGCUGCUGGCCCAGCUGCGGAAGCGGGCCAAGAUCCUGAGGAAGUCAGCAGGAAACAAAGACUCCACGCUUGGUGUUCAGGAUACAGAGAGAGAAUUGACCUGCGUGAUGCUGAGAACCAUAGUCACACUUCUGAGAGGCUCAGUACGGAAUGCAGUUGUCCUGAAAGACCACGGCAUGGUGCCCUUCAUCAAGAUCUUCCUGGAUGAUGAGUGGUACCGGGAAGCCUCACUCAGCAUCUUGGAGCAGCUCUCAGUCAUCAACGCCGAAGAGUACAUGAGCAUCAUUGUGGGCGCUUUGUGCUCAUCCACUCAAGGGGAGCUGCAGCUGAAGCUGGAUCUUCUGCAGUCUCUACUCAGGAUCCUGGAGACCCCCAAAGGCCGUGCUGCUUUCAGAGUGUCCAGUGGCUUCAAUGGACUCCUGUCCCUGCUCUCUGACCUGGAGGGGUCUCUCCAGGAGCCCCCGCUGCAGACGUGGGGGAUGGUGUCCCCCAGCCAAACCCUGGACCUUGUCCUGCACACCCUCCGUGCCUUGUCCGCGGCGUUGCACCUGGACCCUGUCAAUGGUGACUUCUUCAAGAGGAACGGGCUUUUUGAGAAGCUGGCCGAGGACCUCUGUUUGCUGGGCUGUUUCGGAGCCCAGGAGGAAGAGGGAGCCCCUCUGCACUCCGGGGAGGACACAAAGGCCAGGCCAUUUGCUGAUUUGCUGAGUGUGGCCUUUACCUCUGCCAGCUCACUCCCACCCAAGAUACAGAGCUGCCUCCAGAUCCUCAGCUUUCUGGACAGCAUGGCCAGUGGCACCCUUCACCUACGCAGAGACCUGAAAGAGUCCCUGAGGGCUGGGCAGGACCCAGUUGUGAAUGCCCAGAAGGAAGAAGCUGGCAGGGACCCCCAAGGCAACUUCAAGCAGUGGCCAGACCUGGAGGAGAGGGUGGAUGAAGGGGAUGCUGUGAUCAUGCACCCCGGGGUCCUGUGCAUCAUGGUGAGACUGCUGCCUCGGUUGUACCAUGCAGACCACCCCCAGUACUCUGCCUUAG